This is a messenger RNA of Clunio marinus, 1299 nucleotides long. The record is from the annotation of a GenBank genome assembly. Lineage: Eukaryota; Metazoa; Arthropoda; Insecta; Diptera; Chironomidae.
AUGGAUCCGUUCAGCUAUUUACCAAUAGAAAUUACUGAAAAAAUUUUAGGAAAUAUUUCAACUCAAGAAUUGUUAACAGCGACUGAAGUCUCAUCAUCUUGGAAUCGAUUAAUAGGAAAAAACUCAGAAGCGAUGAAAAGGAUUACACUGAAAAUUCAUUGGAAUGAUGAAGAAAAUUUAGUUAAUCUUCUCUUAAAAAGUCAAAGAAAUUAUCAAAACGUGGAGAUAAAAAAUUGGAUUCCAAAUGAGGAAGCUGAGGAAUUGCUUCGCCAAAUUGAACCUUCGUGGAAAAAUGUUAAGAUCAAGCAAGUUAAUUCAGUGUCCAUGACUAAGUUCAUUAAUUUUUUAGGAAUUAUUGAGCCGUCAGUGAAGAAAUUAAGUUUAGAAAAUAUUUCAAUAAACAUCUUUGAUAAUGAGAAUAGACUUGAAAGGAUGGAAGACUUAGAAUUCUCAAAACUUGAAGUUCUUCGAUUGAAAAGAAUUCGAACUUGGCCAUUUCUCGAAGCUUUUGAGAGAUGUAAAGCUUUAAAGUCUCUUGCAGUUUAUCCUUCAAGAGACGCAGGCUUUGAUGUUGUUAAUAUUUUACUUCAUCAAAAUUCCAACAUAACUGAACUGGAAACUAAGAUAGAAGCAAUCGAGAGGAUAGAAAUUUUUAACAUGAAAAGACUGAGUUUGAAAUCAUUUAUCAUAAAAGGCUCACCUCAUGCGUUUAGUUCGGAACGAUAUACAAAAUUCAUGCUGAAGCUUAAUCAGAUUUUGAUGUGUCAGAAGGAGACACUUGAAAAGUUUUCAUAUGAGGGAAUAUUUGAUAUCGAGAUCUGUAAGGUUUUGUUUCAAAUGAAUAAAAUAUCUUCAGUAACGUUAGGAAGUUACAAUGAAUUGACCAAUUUCAAUCUUGAUUUAAACUUUUCUCUCUUGUCGCUGAAAAUAAUUGACUUAAGGGUUGCUUAUAACUUUUUAGACACUUUAAUUAACGCAUCACCAAAUCUCACUAAAAUCGAACUCAUCUAUAUGGAUCAAAGGAUAUUACAACUGAUAUCAAUCAAUGCGAUGAGGUUACAAACAAUUAAAGUUCUUUUCUUUGAUGCCAACAAUUUAAACAUAGUUAAUUUAUUACCGAAUCUUCAAAAGAUUAAAAUAUCAGCAAUAACACGAGACCUUCGACAUCAUAUUGAAAGGAUUCCGGUUCAAAAUCACUUCGUGAAACUUGUAAUGGAAAAUGAAAAUCUUUUUAAUAAACGUGAAGACGAUUUUCGAAUACAAUGUGGAAGAUUUAUAGGUGAUGAGCUGAAUCUAUGA